This is a messenger RNA of Menidia menidia (Atlantic silverside), 1880 nucleotides long. The record is from the annotation of a GenBank genome assembly. Lineage: Eukaryota; Metazoa; Chordata; Actinopteri; Atheriniformes; Atherinopsidae.
CGGGUCUGGUCUAUAGCACUGGAACAGCCCUGCUUAUUGGGUUUCACUCUCUGCAGGGCAAGGAAGAGGGCAGGCCGUACGAUUAAAUCUCUGGGAAUCUAAAUUCCUGUUCCUCUGGGACCUGCGUCUUGUUGUGGAUUCCUGGGUCUUACAGCCAUGCCUCUCUCAACUCCUGCCCCUCCUUACAAGAGGUCAAAGGUCAACAAGAUCAUCACUGAUCUGUCCAACAUCAGCCAAUGUGAGGAUGAGUCGGAACCCGAUGCUAAUGAGUUCGACUUGGGCACCAAGAUCAAGACCCCCAAGGAUGUGAUGCUGGAGGAGCUCUCCCUCCUCAAGAACAAGGGCUCCAAGAUGUUCAAGAUGAGGCAGCAAAGAGUGGAGAAGUUCAUUGUGACCACCGAGAACAUGCAGAACCUUCAGAACCUGCUGAUGUUCCCUCCAGUUCCACCCAAGCCUGUGAUGCCCAAGGAAGAAAAGGUGGAGGAGACAGUGGAUGAUGAGGCAGAGAAGGAAAAGAGGAGGAAGGAGUACGUGCGCACCUACGUGUCACCAUGGGAACGUGCAAUGAGAGACAACGAAGAGCUCAAAGCCACCAUGAGGGCCUCCAUGCCAGGACCCAUCCAGUUCCACCCAGACCUGCCUCAGUACAAGAGCUUCAACAGGACGGCGCUGCCGUUCGGCGGCUUCGAAAAGGCGUUCAAAAUGCUGACCUUCGAGCUGCCGCAGGUCAACGUGGAAGACGAGGAGCCCGAGCCCCUCCCCUCCCUGCAGGCCGACAUCCGCUCGCGGCCCUCCUUCAACCGCACGCCCAUCGGCUGGGUCUGCAGCGAGGACAACUCGCACAUUCACAUGGACGUGGACGCCCCGUUCGACGGGGAGACGGACGACCUGUGAACGCGCGUGCAGACAUGAGCAUAUUUACAGUGCAUGUAGUCAGAAACACACACAUUGACAGAGGCACUGGACCUCAGAAACGCCCAAAGAAUGCACACAGUGAUUUCCAGAUUAGAAUUGACACCACUGACACGAACCAAUAAGCACUUUUAGACCUGUAGAGGCACAGCCGAACACUGAAUGAAACCUGCUUUAGUUAAAUGGAAACAAAGACCUUUUAAAAAAUGUGGAAAAGGACAAAGCAUCUCCUUGUGUGAUUUCUUAUUACUCAACUAUUAAUGAGUCUUAUUCUGAUUUUGCAUACUGUGAGCUGGUGUGAGACCUUUGUGAAUAGCAAUAGAUACGCAUUCUGCACUCUUAAAACAAUGUAAAUAUGCAAUAAAUCUCCCCUUUACAGAUUGUCUGGUGACUUUUCAUGAUGAAAUCUGGUCUGGAACAUUUUUUUUCCCAUUCAACACGAAUAAUAAAUAUAAUUUAUUGCCAAGUGACCCUUGCCAUCUCCAAAAAUGAUUUAUUUUACAGCUUCAGUCUUUAGAGUCAGGGUCAAAAGUUCAAAAUACAACUCAACUCAAAUGUACCAUCCAAAAAGCAUGCUGUAUUCACCUUUCAGAUAUUUAUUGACUGCAAACCGCUCAGUCAAACUGUGUUUUCCCAUCUAAACCACUUUUUAAAAGGGAGCAGUGGGCUUACAUGUAACUUGCCGAGCGAAUAUUAUUGUUUCAUUAUUGUGAAAUGUUUUUCCCUGUCCCAGUAUAAAUUAUAAGAUAAGAACUGAUUUAUUGAUCCAUCUAUGUAUGUCUUUAAUAUAGGUGGCAAUUCAAUUUGUUAGUAUUUGGCUUCUGACGUUGACAUCAACAAAUGAAACGCAUACUGUCCCUUGCCGUUCUUCAUUGCUACCAGUUUUUGUAUGGAAAAAUGUAGAGCAUACGGAAAGCCCCUCGGCUAGUCAGAGUCCAAAAAUGCAUGCAGGAAAAAUAAAACUCUGU